This is a messenger RNA of Thermothielavioides terrestris NRRL 8126, 681 nucleotides long. RefSeq lists its product as uncharacterized. The record is from RefSeq and is a predicted model, not a curated record. The transcript has a single exon. Lineage: Eukaryota; Fungi; Ascomycota; Sordariomycetes; Sordariales; Chaetomiaceae. The coding region runs from base 1 to 681 and encodes 226 amino acids.
AUGGAUGCUCCUGCCAAGAUCAACUUCUUCCACUUGCCUCGCGAAAUCCGCGAUAAAAUAUACAGAGAAGUUCUCGUCUCGCCAAACCCGAUCCACCUGGUCCGGGGGUUGUUUGCCGAGCCAUGGAAAGUUGUCGCGGCCUUCCCACCCACUCGAGGGCUUGCGCUGCUCUACGUCAACCGCCAGCUAUACGACGAGGGGCGCAUCGUGCUUUACCGGUCCAACACGUUCACUCUGGUCGGCCCAAACGCAGUGCUGCUCGGCGAUCUGCAAGAGUUCCUCGCCUGCAUCGGAUCCGUCAACUCGAACCUCCUCAAGCACAUCUGCAUGCCAUUUCCGCGGGUUACAACUGCGGAUGGAGGAGCCAAGCUUAACGACAAUGACGUGCGCUGCCUCGAGCUGCUUGGGUCGAGCUGUGGCGGCCUCAAGACUCUGGAGCUGACCAUAUACAGCCAGGAAGUCCAUGGCCCGAGUUUCGCGAGCCAUGACUCUACCAAUGCAGUCCUUAUACGAAGCGCCUUGGCACAGCUCGUCGAGCACCUCAAGGUCAUCCCGUCUCUGCACUCGGUUCACAUCUCUUCGCUCCGCCGGAUCGCGCCCCCAAUUGUCGAGGUGAUGAAGGGUUAUGGCUGGGAAGUUUCCGUGUCUGAAAUGGGCGUGACCUCCAAUCAGGCCCUUUAA